CAUGGCCUGGUUCCUUCGUGCUGAACAUCCAUGGAAAGGAAUAAGGAAUAAUGGUUUGAGAAUUUGAGAAGGUACCCCAAGUGCCUCUCAUUUCAGUUUUAGAGAAAAGGGUCACGGGUAUGAGGGCAGAUGGAGACCUUACUAGGCAGUCGUGGAGCUGAAGCCAAACACACCGAAAAGAGUUGGCCAAGGCAAAGAAAAGGCGCCAAAACUGUGUGGGUGGGAGCCCUGAGGUUUAAGGGCCGAGAAAGGAGACCAAGACAGGAGGCUGAUAUCCUCACCUAGCCUGGCCUCGGGCUGCUCCUAGUCUGUGACUCGCUCAGGCCACACCCAGUGCCUACACCGCCUGCGGUUUUUUUGAGCAGAGCUGGAGUUUUCCUUUGAGAACUGGAGCAACGAGGACGUAUGAAUGACCCGCUCUCCGGGAUCGAGCCCGAGCGGGCCGUGUGCUCUCCGCGCGGGGUCGGGGGUGGGCCACCCGUGGAUACCGGCGCUCCGGAUCCCGCGCUGUCGAAGACCGACAGGGACCUCUCAGCGGCAGGUGGGGACAUGAGAUCGCGGACGCGAGAGAAUUUGAAUUGCCAGUCGUCCUGGGUCAGAGAAAAAGUGCUCUUUCUUCUGAACCCCGAGAGGUGGUUGGGAACCCAAGCGGACGCUGCUUGCGCAGAGCUGCUGGAUAGCGAGGACUUCCGUCCGAGGAUUGACGACCACCGCGAUUCGGAACGGGAACCGAAGCUUUCCCGCAGGCGCAUUGCCACGGUCCCCGGAGCCCAGCCUCGGAACCCAGCAGCCACCCCCAGGUCCGUGCUGGUGCGGGUCGUGGAUUACCAUGAGACGCAGGAGGUGCAGCGGACUGAGUGGACCAAGGGUCAGAUGACUACGAGGACCAAGGAGCGCUCUGUAACCGCCGUCACCUUUCGCACCCAGAGUGACUGACAUCGUUUGUGCGGCACUGGGGCGAGAGCAGAACCUGGAUGUACCCCGCGUUGCUACGAGAGGACAAUUCGUCGCCAAAGAUCCGAACCCGAGAAAUGUUCCAGGGCUAGGGAUGCGAGGAAACGCUUGAAGAACCAACUCUCAGCAGUUUUAGACUUCCUCUGUGGCGUCAGUGUCUGACAGUCCUUUAAGAGAAUAAAAGGUGAAGAACAAGAAUACUUUCCAUUUCACAAGAGACUUUGGAAGAGCAUCCGAACUUGUCCUCAGUACCAAGGAAUGUCUCAGGAUGACCAGGUCUCGGCAUCUCUCAGGAUGACUGGGUCGUGGCUCUUUGACUUAACCUCUACCUCACAGAAAACUGAGUUCGUCUGAAAUUGUCUUUGUUGGAUAAACUGCACCAAAGACUCCCAGAGGCCCAUCUGAACACAAUAGACUGGGACAAAUGUCAGAGUAACAUAACCGCCAUGAU
Alexandromys fortis (reed vole) is the source of this 1405-nucleotide messenger RNA. RefSeq names its product chromosome unknown C6orf141 homolog (gene CUNH6orf141). NCBI's taxonomy places the organism in Eukaryota, Metazoa, Chordata, Mammalia, Rodentia, Cricetidae. The transcript has 2 exons. The record is from RefSeq and is a predicted model, not a curated record. Bases 406 to 936 code for a protein of 176 amino acids.